Molecule: messenger RNA, 5396 nt
Organism: Oxyura jamaicensis (ruddy duck)
Lineage: Eukaryota; Metazoa; Chordata; Aves; Anseriformes; Anatidae
Gene: FAM234A
Product: family with sequence similarity 234 member A
Exons: 12
Coding region: 1312-2970 (552 amino acids)
Molecular function (GO): protein binding
Source: RefSeq, a predicted model, not a curated record
AGCUUGUUCCAAGGCUACUGGAAUGCGUUGUUGUUUCUUUCCUCCUGCUAUUUUUUUAAAGAAACACUAGAGAGAGGCCUGAAAACUGUAUUUAAAGAUGGAUUUUAUUGUUAUUAUUGUGGGUACUGGUACAGACUUCUGUACCCAACUAGGUUUUCUUUUAUUCCUUUUCAGAAGAUAAUUAGCAAAAGCCCUGUGGUACUGUAGCUGUAGCUCAAAGUAUUCUGACAGAGGCUGACAAUUUGCUGCCUUGAAAUCAGCUCUGGAAUGUGGGAGCUCCUCUGAGUGCCAGAAGCUGAUUGAAGUUGUUCAUCUUGCCUGUCCUCUUGUCUUGUAUUUGCCAUUUUUCAUUUACUGUGACCUCUUUUUUUUGAGCAUUUGGGCUGACUGCGGAUGGUCCGGGGCUGUGAAUUCAGAACUCCUGACUCCUGCAGUAGAAAGUUGACGGGAAGGGUCCUGCUGGCUGCAGUUCCUGCACUUGGCUGUACUCGCUCCACCUCUGGAGUGGGAGGGAGGAGCCUGGCCCUAUCCUGCAGGAAGAUCUUUUCAGUCAAGCUGAGGAAAAAGUGGCUUGGUUAUCUGUGGGAAGGGGAACCUGUCUUUCCCAGGUGCAGUUUCAUUAAUUACGGAUUAUGAUUUAUAGCAGGAGAAAUGAAAGUAGCAGCUAUUAGCUCCUCCUCCAUUCUGAUUAAAUCAAAUUUGCCCAAUUUUAGUCUGAAUUUGUGCUUUUGUUAUCCUCCAGAGAGGAAAGUAAUUGUUCUCUUGCCUACUGUAGGGCUGGGUUGCAACACGUAUCAGGUGGCUUCUCACCAGGGCUGGUGUUGAAUAGCUUUGUUUUGCUCCUACGCAGAAUACGUUGGUGUUUGUUCCUCUCCCCGGGAAGCUCAUGUGCUCAUUACACCAGGGAACAUCUUUAUGUUGGGAAAGAAAGGUCACGAGUGUUUCCUUUCACCUAUCCAGCCCGCAGUCAGACUGAAGUAUGCAAGAGGUGGUGAGAAGUCUUUUCAGCAAAGGGAGCUUUUGGCGUGUUUUUCACGAGGCAGCCAGUCCGUUCAGCACAGAAGCCAUCACCGCUUUUGUCCUUGCUCCGGGUCUGGCAGUGCUGAUUUCCUACUCUGGAGAUCAAACACGGCUAUUUCGGGGUCCUGCUGCCUCUCCCCGCUGCUCUGGGUAGGAGACCUCCGGCACCAGAGGUGCUUUCUGUCCAGCUGUGUGACAGUGCACUGACUUGUCACCUCCUGUUAAAUGUUUCCAGUGUGAAUAGCAGGUGAAGGGGGAGAAGGGGGUCCGAAUACUUAUGAGUGAGCUGCGAUGGAUAACAAAGACUCAGAAGCUGAGAUCCACCCUCUGAAGACAGAGGAUGUAAAAGCUCAAGAGAACCAUGAAAACUUUGUUGAGAGAAGAAUUAUCAGCAAGCAGUCAUCGCAACUGUCUCGGCUGUCCCGGUGGCGCACUGCCGCCUUCUUCAUCUCAUUAUUUCUGUGCCUGAUAAUUGUGUUUGCUUUCUCGUUUAUCAUUCCUUGCCCAGAGAGGCCUGUUUCGGAAAGAACAUGGUUCCGAAACUAUGAAAAUGCAGUGGCUUACCAGUUUCUUGCUAUAGAAGAUGUGAAUGAGGACAAAGUGCAAGAUGUCAUCUUUGCUUUCAGAGCUACCAACGGCAGCAGCAGCUACAACAGUACCUGUUUGGACAAAGGUCUCCCUUCUCCAUGUACCUUCAUUGCUGCCGUGUCUGGCACAAACGGCAGCAUGCUGUGGGAGAUGCCUGCUGCCGAGGAGGUCGAGUGGAUGGAGUGCGGCAUCAGGCAGCUCGGGGAGGCUUCGGUCCCGGGUUGCCUCGUCGUGGGGAAGCCGGCGUCGCUGACUGCGCUCAGCCUGCGGAAAGGGGAAGUUCAGUGGAGACAGUCAAAUGACUUUGGAGCUAAUUAUACUGUGCUGACUCCCUUGUCAGUGAUUCCAGAUGUGGAUAGUGAUGGAGUUCAGGACCUGAUAAUCUUUAUUGCUACAGGAGAUAAGAUUAAAAUCUUCAUCCAUUCGGGAAGAAAUGGCAAAGAGAUCGGCUCCACUGAAAGUCUGAACGUGGGUGGGAAGGCUCAUUAUAUCAGUCUGAACAUGGGCUCCUCCUCCUACUUCCUUUUCUAUACAGCCAACUCUGUCUAUGCAUAUUCCCUGAAAGAUCUCUACAGUGCAGCAACUGGGAUGGAAAAUAAGCUUCCCAGCCUCGAGCAAGAUCCUCAGUGGGAGAAGAACAUUGACCCAACCACACACCACUUCUCCCUUCCCAGCUCUGGAGACAUUCAUUACCUGGCAAAGAUUCCUGGGGCAUCACGGGAGAACAUCCUGGUUGUAAACUCGGAGAUGGCUACGCUGAUCAAUCCACAGAAUCUUCAGACUUUGUGGACCCUCAAUGUGUCCCACGUUAUGAGUGAGCCACUGCUUGGUUACUACAAACCUGAUGUCCUUGGUAUUGUCCUUGAGAGUGAGAUCGGGCCCAACAGGAAGAAGGUUAUGAUUGUUGAGGGUGGAUCUGGAGCAGUCCAGUGGGACCUGAAGCUGAACUCGAGAGCAGAGAGCCCGGGGCCAGCCACGCUUUCUACUGCUGAUCACCGGUCCACCUUCCUCAUCUGGGGUGAAUACAAGGUAGCAGGGAAUGAAACGGGAUCCACAGCUCCUCAGCAGAAGCUGUAUCUUUUCCAUCCCUCCUACACUAACGUGCUGUUGGAGCUCCGCAAUAACACAGACCAGAUCAUUGCGUUCAGGGCCACGCUGUUUGAGCGGAGCCGUCACGCCUGCUACGUGCUGUUGACGGGGCCUCAACCCAGUGAGGAGCCAGGGUUGGUAUCUCUGAUGAAGCGCAAGCUGAAGGAGGAUGUCUCGGAGAGCAAGGUGAUCUGGCUGAGCCAGGUGGCUGUGGACAGUGAGCAGUACAUCCGGGACCGCCUCUACAGGAUGCGAUUCCACAGCCGAGUGUGAGUUUGCUGAGAGAACAGGAGAGGCUGCUCUGGCCCCUCUCCUCUGCAGCAGUGCACUUAGCAAACCCAGAUCACGGAUUCACAUGGGAAGCUGCCUUUCUCGAUUUGCAAACCAAAGUGUGGCUGGCAGGGAAGCUCCCCCAGUGCCUGGGUAUGCCCAGGCUGUGGGAGCAGCUGCCGGUGCAUCCGUUGUCAGAGCUGAUGGGACUUCAGUGCUUGGCCACCACUGAGGUGUCGUGAGCUCAGGGAUGAGGGCUUUCCCCUUGGUCCUUCUGUGCCCGCAGGACUGUGCUGACUCAGCCUGUAUCUGGAGGAAAACGUGCUUGCUGGGGAUGCCUGAGCUGAUUAUUUCUUGGGUGCUUGCAUGAGAAGUGGAGCUUUGGUAUGUGGUGUUAGAUUUCCUUUCUGAGUCAGCUCUCCUGGCUGCAGGAGAGGUGCUUGGCUGCAGAUUCAUUUGCAAUAGCCCUCUCCUGAAUUUGGGCCCCCCUUCAAUGAUGGGUAUGUGUAGUGCUAGACCCCAGCCAUGGCUGAUGACUUGGCUAGGUCUUACCUGUGCCAGCAGAGCACAGAUUAAAGUUUCAUUCUACUUUGAAAAUGACCUUUUCACCUAAGAAUAGCCCCAUGUACCCCACCGUGCAGUCACAAGCCUACCCGUGUCUUCUGUGCUGCUUCCUUUCCUGCCAGGCUGUACAGCACUGGUGAUGCCGACAGGGAGCUGGUCUCCCACCUGAUCAUAGGUCCACAUCCCAGACCCCCUUGUGAUUGUAGGCAAUACAAAAACAUGAGGCUUGCUGGUCCCUUCAGGUGUGGACACCACCUCUCUUGGUUUUGAGGUGCCAGGGGAUCUAGGACACUUACUAGAGUAGAAUUGCACUUUAACCUUUCCUGGGAGCUUGGCCUGCUGCUCCCGGGAGCUCUCUGUACUCCAGUGGCAAUGCCAGCUGUCCUGAAAAUACUAAUUUGGUCUUGCAGCUACUGAGGAGUCUUUUCCAAGUUCUGUCCCCUCUGCCAGGAGGCGGGCAAGCUGCAAGACAGAUGGAAGCCACUCAGCGACAACACAGGCUGUAUUUGCAGCACAGCUCCAAGGAGAGCUCUGUGCUGCCUCCCUGCCCCUCGGGUUGAAGUGGUGCUGGGGGAGGAUCUCCAGGUGUUGUUUUCUCUGAAGGUGCAGCCUGGCGGCCCGAGAGAGUGGCUCUUGCUGGCUGGGAUGGGCUGCUGUGUGAAGGUGGUGUCUCCCUUGGAGAUGUCUUUAGUGUGAUGUGUCUGCUCUGCCCUGUUCCUGAUGGGCACCAGUGCGGGCUGUAGGAACGAUGUGCAAAAAGCCUGGAAAGCACUUUGCUUAGGCUGCUCGGUCCUGACAGCUGCUGUCCCCACACCAGCUGCACUGAGACACAGCCGCUGUUCGCACACUGCUGGGCGUCCCUUUGGCUGGUGAGAGGAUGGUGGACAGGAAACACGGCUGAGUCUGCAUCCUAAAAAACCUCUCAGGUUUUGCGGUGUUGGAGGGGGGUUAGCCAGGGCCUUCCUCCCUCAGGUAGUCUCAGCUUGGGGCACCUGUAGGCGUACUGAGCUGGAGCUUGAGAACUCGUGUAGGUCCAGGAAUCAGUUCUCUCGGGGCAGCCACUGAGAUUUCCCGUGCUGCAGGGCGGCUCCGGGCACGGGCAGCUGGGCUCACGCAGAACUGUGCGUGCGGCUGCAGCUCUCCCAGCCUUGCAGCAAAAUGAGCUGCAGCAUCUGCUGCUGCGGCACCUGUGGUCUGGCCACACACCUACCUGCUGCUGCCCCGCGGCCCCGUAGCUGCCGAACGGGUGCACUUGCACCCUCUGCCCGCGGCCCGUCUCUCAAGCAGUCAGGGCUGUGCAGGAUGGGUGCCCGGUGGCCUGGAGCUGUGUGGUCAGCGCGGAUUGCAUCCCGCUGAGGUUCCCGGGGCAGCGAGCAUGCCCAGGCUUUAUUCUCGCCAUAGCCACGCUGGCUCUCUUCCUCCUCGGAUCCCUACACAGGCCUCACCGUCUUGGUAGGCACACUGAAUGUUCUCCUUCAGUAGUGCUGGGUUCUCAGCUCUGGGGGGGCUUUUCUGGCUUUAAGUUGUCCGUUCAUGUUUCCAAAUACUUCGGAGAUCCAGAAUCCCCUGUGGCAGCUCAACUAAACGCAUCAGUGCCAAACCAGCACCUUCGUAACAAAACCAGUCCUUUUUGCAGCUUCUUUCCCUGUGUAAUUGUUUUUUGCAGUAUUUAAUGAAUGACUUUGUGCCUUGAUUCAAUAACUCAGAUGGGUGAUGACGGCAUUAUAUCACUGUGUCAUGCAUUAGUGUGUUUUUUAACACUACGACUGUUUGGAUUGGUUCUUUAACUUAUUGCAAAUUGUGCUGUACAGGACUUGGUCUAACUGUAAUGGUUUCAAUAAAUCCUCUUUUGCAUUGUUUGUAAA